Messenger RNA from Cloeon dipterum, 4105 nucleotides. Its product is annotated as phosphatase and actin regulator 3. The transcript is spliced from 14 exons. Gene Ontology annotation, biological process: actin cytoskeleton organization. Bases 27 to 2267 code for a protein of 746 amino acids. Gene Ontology annotation, molecular function: actin binding. Lineage: Eukaryota; Metazoa; Arthropoda; Insecta; Ephemeroptera; Baetidae. The record is from RefSeq and is a predicted model, not a curated record.
UGUUGGUAGCUCUGCAGAAAUGUAAGAUGGCUGAAAAAGAAAAUAUGACAGACGAAGUGGAAGCCCAGUCUGUUGUAUGUGAUAAUUCGAUAUUUAACUCCACACUCUCGCCCAAGACGUCGCACAGUGUUGAAGGAUUGUCGUCAGAACUGAAGGAACCGUCACCCAACGACACGGCUCGAUCAAAGAAUGGCACAUCGCAGCUUAACUUCCAAGAAAAAAGGCAGAUUAUUGCCUCGUCGUUAUCUCUCACCGACUUUAUCUCGGCCAGGAGCAAAUCAAACACCAGCACUCCUGAGAAUAAAAAGAUGAAUGGCGGAGGUCCCGUGAGGACGGGCAGCUUAGGCAGCGCGAAAGCUAGGACGCCGCCGGUAGAAAGAAAAUCGAAAUUGUCCGCGUUGGGCAGACUUUUCAAACCAUGGAAGUGGCGGAGGAGAAAGCGGUCAGAAAAGUUCGAGGCCACAUCCAAAAGUUUGGAACGGAAAAUGUCUAUGAGGGCACACAGAGAAGAAUUAGUGCAAAAAGGCAUUUUACUUCCAGACAGCUCUCUCGACACAAUCGAUGCAUCAACUGAAGAUGCUCACAAGCAAAUCAAAGCGGAAGACGCCCCCGAGGCCUUGGAGGAUUCGUCCUCCACAGGGCCAAGUCAGCUGCCCGACAGCAACAUUCCAGACGUGAUGCCGACCUUAAUGUCGGAAGGCGGCAUGGCCGAGCGGCCGCGCACGCUGCAUGUGACACCGGCGCUGAAAGCCAACCGGAAGGCCUUUGAAAUGGCCGCCGAGUCGGCGGCCGCAGCUGGCCAUAACAGCUACCCUGCCUCGCCGAGCAACCCCACUGUUACCACUGUGAUGCAAACGAGGGGCGGCUCCCUCAACAGAGGAACCUAUGGCUUGGCGUCGAUCGCCUUUGAGGCGGCCGCCGCGGCCAACAAGGCGGCCGCCGCCUACGCCGCUAAUCACCAACAUCAUCAGCAGCAACAGCUGCCCCCCAUGAUGCCGUCAGUAUCAAACCUGAAGCCUCCUUCAACCCCACCGCCGAUGAGCUACAAUCAUGCUUACCUCACCUUGUCCCAGCUACCUGAGCCGCCGAUCCCCAUCAUGGAGGUGGGUCUGAUCCCGCCGCCCGCCAUGUUUUCGUCAAACAGUGAUACCCCGGAGACCAUCUCCGAGGAGCCGAUGAGACCCCUCGGGCCCAACAACGGCAUCUACACAAUGGAACCCAUUAACUUCGCAGAAUAUUACGAAGAAGACUCUGAACCUAAUUCUGACGAUUCAGACAAGGGUGGGACGGCUGUGGAUGAGGAAGAGGAGACAGAGAACGAAAGGGAGAUGGUGGCAGCUAGGAUAGGUCUCAUUAGUAGUGCAAGCAUGUUCCACCCAAUGCAGCCGAUGCUUGACACGUCAAAAGUGGAGGAAGUACCUGCAAAGGAGCCAAGGUUCCAUCUUUUACCUAUUAAGUCUGCACUCAAGUCGAAAGACAGGCCGCAGUCUGCAGUGAUUGUCGCUAACUCAUCAGGAAAUGCUGUGGUAGACGCUAAGGAUAGCAGAAAUAGCAAUCUUAUCAGAAGGCCAAGACUGAGGAUAAGGAUUCCAAAUUUCAGUGGUGGCAUCCGCGUGAUGCGUUCGAUAACGUCGGACAAGGAGAAUGCCCGGCCCACCCAGGUGACUGUGACCCAGACAACUCAGCAGCAGUUGCAAUUUAUGCUCGCCCCCUCGAACGACUCGGACUCGGACAGCAGCGGGGACGACCACCUUCUCAACAAUAGGUUAAGCGUUAGGGUUGCGAGGAAGGAUAGUCUAGCACUGAAGAUUGCCAUGCGGCCGUCAAGACAAGAACUGAUCGACAGGAACAUAAUCCCCUGCACCAGCGAGUUCGAGAGGCAAAUGAAUAAGGAGGCUGUCGGUGCCAGGCUCAUCAGGCGGCUCAGCAUGCGACCGACGCAAGAGGAACUGGAGGAGAGGAACAUACUGAAAAAACAAUCCCCUGCUGAGGAAAAACAGCAAAAAGAGGAGAAGAAAAGAGUGUUAUUACGAAAACUGUCCUUCCGGCCCACGGUUGAAGAGCUCAAGGAAAAGAAGAUUAUAAGGUUCAACGACUAUAUUGAAGUCACUUGCGCGCAAGACUACGACAGGCGGGCUGACAAACCUUGGACCCGUCUGACGCCCAAGGACAAGGCAGCUAUCAGGAAAGAGCUCAACGAGUUUAAGUCUUCCGAAAUGGAAGUGCAUGCGCAAAGCAAGCACUUGACAAGGUAUCACAGGCCAUGACACGUAGAAGCAUUAAGUUGUCUACUUGAUUUGCACCUGGUCACGCCUUUGAAAAACCAAAUGCAGCGUUAAGUGAUUUUGAGUUUCCCACCCGCGAAAUUAUUUGUCUUUGGUCGGGAAGUGAACUGCGGAAUCAACACCACUCAUUGUGUCAAGUCGAUUAGGCCUUGAAUCAAGCAAUACCUCCUGUUGAUUCGUUAACUGCAUUUUAGUGCUGCAUUUUUUGAUACGGUCACCGUUGUCAUCAGUCAGUUACCAAAACAGCUGUCUUACUUUCGCCACAAGUGAGCAAACUCUCGUUUUUUGUGUUCCCAGUCAAGAGUAAUUUGCAGGCUGCUUUUUAGACGGUAAUAUUGAUUAACCCGUUGCAUCUCAAUUUUGUGCCGCACUCACCCCGGCAGAGGCGAGAAAUUCGGUUAAAAACAUUACGAAAAACAGGUAGGAGCUACUAUUCAACAGUUCUAAGUGCCAAAGAUUUAGCUCUUGUGUGAAUGAUUGUCUGUCCGUACUAUUUGUUUGGGUGCCAUUCAUUUUCCACUUCAUACUCCUCUUUGGUGUGUAAAUCCAAAGUAAAUUUUGUACAUAGAUCGACAGAACACAAACAUAAAAUAUACGUAGCGAUCCGCAAUUGCUCGUAAUAUUGAUAAAUGUUAAUUUUGGAGACUGAAAGUUGGUUAACAAUUAGUGCAUCCUCCCGCAAUUGAGUUUUAUGCAAUGCCAAGUGUUCACGAACUGAAAAUUGAUCGGAUCGAAAAAUGCGGAAAUUCUUCUUGUCUUUUGUUACGCUUUGAAGCCCGCCGAGGAAACAUGAAGUCAAGCAGUGAAAUUUCGUAGAUUUUUUAGACUUGAUGUUAAUGUUGCGAUCCGAUUGAAAUCAAAAAGCGCACUGCAAAACUAAUUCAUCUUUGUUCGCACCACAUACUCAAUUAUUUAAUUCGCGUCGGAAGGGAUAAGGCACGUUGGGGUGGUUUCUUUGAAUCAGCCAAAAGAGAUUUUUAACCGGUUGAAUUUUGGGUCGCUGUGCGAUCGGAAUUCGGAUUCAUUGGUACUCAAUUUUUUAACGAAAUGAAUUUUGAAAUGAGACUGGUGCCUGAUUUCUGUCUCAGAAACCCCUUCUUAGAGAGUUAGAAACAUAAUAUGCACACGAUAGCAACACUUAAAUUGCCGUUUUUUUAAUUCUGAAUUAAAUGUUUCCCAUUGAGUAUUAUUGAUAAUUUUAGUUUCAUGAUUUGCUCAAUUUUUGUUUUGAAUUUGUCUUGGCGAAAGUCUGGUUGAAGUAUUUAAAGGUGAACAGUAUUUCACACGGAUUUGUAUUUUAUUUGAAGAGUUUCUUGUUGUCUCUUAUAAAAUUUUAUCACCUAAGAAACAACAAACGAUUUCUAUACAACAUCGGCACUAAAAAUUGGGGUGUUUCGAGAAAUGGAAUGCUUGGAUUUUUACCUCUUUGUAUUUAUUGCAUAAAUAGUUAAUAAAAUGCUAUGGUUUGUAUAAUUUAGCGUGCGCGCAAAUCUCUUCACUCAGUUAAGUUCGCUUUUUAGUCCGGAAAUGAGACAAGUUGGGAAAUGAAAAAAAAAUGUCGAGGGAACUGUGGAGAGAGAUAUUUGAUUAAUUUUGAUGGCUUGUCAUGCGUAUAUUAUGUGUGAGGUCAUUUACAAAGAUAAUAAGAACUCAUUAUGCAGUGUAUAGUGUAUAAUACAAGGUAUAUUGUAAGAAAAGGAAAUUUCAAGUGAAACAAGAAUACAAGUGGAAAUCACAAAUUGUGCAUAAAUUGAUAAAUAUACCAGGAAAUAAUAAAAGUAAUAUACGAAUAACAAAAUCCUUUACAAUACAAAACAAAA